GGCGGGAAGGUGGGGCGGGCCGGGUGGCGCGGUCGCGAGGCGCGAGGGAGGGCCGGGCUGCUCCUCCGCCCCCUGAGGCCAGUGCGUGGAACGGCGCACCUGGCAACGGCGCCGCGUCCCCGCCCGCGCCCGUCCGCACCCCCUGCCGGCGGCCUCGAGCGCUCGCUCGUUGAUGCCGUUCUGGGGGUGACCCGGCGCGGCUCCGCGGUGGCGGGGCGCUAGACGACGCCAGCCCAGCGACGCGGGAGCGGGACAUGCUGGAGCUGCGGCACCGCGGGGGCUGCCCCGGCCCUGGGGGAGCGGGGGCGCCGCCACCCCGCGAGGGAGAGGCGGCCGGCGGUGACCACGAAACCGAGAGCACCAGCGACAAAGAAACAGAUAUUGAUGACAGGUAUGGAGAUCUCGAUGCCAGAGGUGAUUCCGACGUGCCUGAGGUCCCACCGUCCUCAGACAGGACCCCCGAGAUUCUCAAGAAAGCCCUGUCCGGACUAUCUUCAAGAUGGAAGAACUGGUGGAUUCGCGGGAUCCUCACCCUCACCAUGAUCUCCCUCUUCUUCCUGAUUAUCUAUAUGGGGUCCUUCAUGCUGAUGCUUCUGGUUCUGGGCAUCCAAGUGAAGUGCUUCCAUGAGAUCAUCACCAUCGGGUACAGGGUCUACCACUCCUACGACCUCCCGUGGUUUAGGACACUAAGUUGGUACUUCCUCCUGUGUGUGAACUACUUCUUCUAUGGAGAGACUGUGGCAGAUUACUUCGCCACGUUUGUUCAGAGGGAGGAGCAGCUGCAGUUCCUCAUUCGCUACCACAGGUUCAUAUCCUUCGCCCUCUACCUGGCAGGUUUCUGCAUGUUUGUCCUGAGCCUGGUGAAGAAGCACUACCGACUGCAGUUCUAUAUGUUCGCAUGGACGCACGUCACUUUACUGAUAACCGUCACUCAGUCACAUCUUGUCAUCCAAAAUCUGUUUGAAGGCAUGAUAUGGUUCCUUGUUCCCAUAUCAAGCGUCAUCUGCAAUGACAUCACAGCUUACCUUUUUGGAUUUUUUUUUGGAAGAACUCCUCUAAUUAAGCUGUCUCCUAAGAAGACCUGGGAAGGAUUCAUUGGCGGUUUCUUCUCCACAGUCAUAUUUGGAUUCAUUGCUGCCUAUGUCUUGUCCAAGUACCAGUACUUUGUGUGCCCGGUGGAAUACCGAAGCGAUGUCAACUCCUUCGUGACAGAGUGUGAGCCCUCAGAACUGUUCCAGCUUCAGAAUUACUCCCUCCCUCCGUUCCUACAGGCCGUGCUGAGCCGGGAGACUGUGAGCUUGUACCCCUUCCAGAUACACAGCAUUGCCCUUUCAACAUUUGCGUCACUGAUUGGCCCAUUUGGAGGCUUCUUUGCCAGUGGAUUCAAAAGAGCAUUCAAAAUCAAGGAUUUUGCAAACACGAUUCCUGGACAUGGCGGGAUAAUGGACAGGUUUGACUGUCAGUAUUUGAUGGCAACGUUCGUGCAUGUGUACAUCACCAGCUUCAUCAGGGGUCCGAAUCCCAGCAAAGUGCUCCAGCAGCUGUUAGUGCUUCAACCAGAACAGCAGUUAAAUAUCUACAGAACCCUGAAGAUUCAUCUCACCGAGAAAGGGAUCCUGCAGCCCACCUUGAAGGUGUAGCUGCCCUGUGAGGACGGGCUGCUGAGGAGAAGCUCACAGACCAGCUAUGACUGGAGUCGUGCACUGAGCCAGCCUGGGGGCUAAAACUCAGUACAUGCGGGGGGCUUUGCAGAUACAAAGGUUUCUUUUUCUGAAUUUACAAUUACUGUGAAUAUUUAACAAACACGUGGUCUAAGAUGAGUGCAGCAGUCGCCCACCCGUGAAAGAUCCUGUACUUUUCUAAGAUGUAUUUUCCAAUGUUAAGUUCUCUGCCCUCACUGGCCAGGUUCCAUGGUUUAGGUAGACGUGCGUUUUAAAGAGUCAAACACUAUCAACUGAGGCCCUCGUAAGGAGUUGACCUUUGCCCUGGGAGCUGCCCUGGCGUAGCCGUAGCUGGAUGCACUGCAGGCACCUUGGGAAUCGAGGUCUCGGGGCUUCCUCCUCUAAUGAUCUCAAGAAUUUCUGAAGGGCUGAGUUAGAUUAAAAAGAAAGAAAAAGA
Molecule: messenger RNA, 2118 nt
Organism: Mus caroli (Ryukyu mouse)
Lineage: Eukaryota; Metazoa; Chordata; Mammalia; Rodentia; Muridae
Gene: Cds1
Product: CDP-diacylglycerol synthase 1
Cellular component (GO): endoplasmic reticulum membrane
Molecular function (GO): phosphatidate cytidylyltransferase activity
Source: RefSeq, a predicted model, not a curated record